This is a messenger RNA of Nezara viridula (southern green stink bug), 141 nucleotides long. Lineage: Eukaryota; Metazoa; Arthropoda; Insecta; Hemiptera; Pentatomidae. The record is from the annotation of a GenBank genome assembly.
CUAUACUACAACAAUAAUGUUCGAUGCAAUACCAAUCUCUCCCCCACUCUGAACUCUCUGCAAACCUAAAUCUACAAAGGUCAGAAAAAGAAGUAGAUGACUGAGGCUGAGGUGACCAGACAAGGUAAAGAAGGAUGCCAU